CCAGCGUCCCGGCCGCUCGCAUGGAGCUGUCGGCCAUCGGGGAGCAGGUGUUCGCUGUGGAGAGCAUCCGCAAGAAGCGCGUGCGGAAGGGUAAAGUAGAAUACCUGGUGAAGUGGAAAGGAUGGCCCCCAAAAUACAGCACGUGGGAGCCAGAAGAUCAUAUCUUGGACCCCCGCCUGGUUGUGGCUUACGAGGAAAAGGAAGAGAGAGACCGUGCAUCAGGGUACAGGAAAAGAGGACCCAAACCAAAGCGCCUCCUACUGCAGCGGCUGUAUGGCAUGGACUUGAGGAGCGCGCACAAGGGAAAGGAGAAGCUCUGUUUCUCCCUUGCACGGAGGUUUGGAGGAGGAGACAGUAGCCUGCCAGGGGCCAAAACAGGGCAGGCAGAGUUCUCAGAGAAGACUGGGGGAGCAGUCCUGCCAUUCUCUCUCCGGAAGCAACGCAAAAAUCAGAAGUACUUGCGACUGUCAAGGAAGAAGUUCCCUCGCAUGUCAAGCCUGGAGGGUCGAAACUGCAGGCAUGAGUUCUUCCUGAAUGAUGCAGUGGACUUAGAGGCCAGGGAGGGCCCUGAGGACUGGGAGACCAUGCAGCACACCAGCAAAGAAGCAGAUGUGGAUGGCAGUCUCCCUUGGAUUCCCACUGUGCCCCCCAGCGAAGUGACAGUGACAGACAUCACAGCAAACUCCAUUACCGUCACUUUCAGAGAAGCACAAGUGGCUGAGGGCUUCUUCCGAGACCGGAGUGCACAGUUCUGAAUCUCUGUUUUCAGUGCUCCCCCAAACCAGUGCUUUUAGGGAAGGGUUAUUUUAUUUUCCCUUAAGAAACAAAGCAACAAUCCAAAAUGUCUCCUCUUAAAAUGUUUACAAAGACCUUUCCCCCCUGUCCCCCCGCCUUCCAGAUACGCAAAAAAAGGGCAGUGUAGGGGGGGUGUGCUUGUCAUUGCUUUGUCCAUCUGAAAAACUGACAGCCCUUUCCCUGGCAAAGAUUCCCCUCCUAGAUGUAAAAGCAGCAAGCUGAACAAUUCACCUUUUAUCCUGUUAAGUGGCAGCAGCUGCAUUUGUGGGGAGAGGGCAUGUGGAGGUGGAAAGAGAGCUGGAUCUCUAGCUGCUGCCGUGUUCUGCAAUUGAUAUCCCUUGGAUAAAGAUACUUUUCUCUGCAUUGCUCUUCCCACCUUCCUCCUCCCUCUCUUCCUGCAGCAGUGAAAGGUGAUGGAUCCGACCUAUGUAGAUAACUCCAACCUGUUCAGACUUUCUCUCCAGUGCUGUUUUCCUGAUGUCAGGACUUCAGAACCAUAUUUGCCUGCCUGUGGUAAGUCAGUCUUUGCAGCAUGUAAAGCCAGCAGAGGUUCCUCCCAUUCAUUGUUGAUCGUGCAAAAAGACUGAACUGCAUCUCUGAAAUCUGGACUGGUGACAUAAAUUCAAUUUGCCCUCAUUAAAAGCUCAGAGACCCAGCACAGUCAAGACAUACUGUUCUGUAUAUGCUAAACAGGAUUUCCAGUCUUGGCUCUGCUGUGUGAGGAAUGUGUAAUGGAAAAUGGGGUGUUCUUAACCUUUGCCAAACUGAGUAUUAAUAACAAAUGCUGCCCUGGAUCAGUGGUAGUAAGUUAGUGGAAAACUGACUCCUCUCUCCUCAGAGGAGGGGCUAAUAGGACAAGUGAAGCAUUGCCUAUUUCCUGGCACUGCAAAAAUAUGCAAGAUACUGGCACAGGCCCAGGACACAGGAAUUGGAUAGAACUCAGCUAGAAAUGGACCUUGAUUAGCAGCAAAUUCUGUUCUUGAAUCCCAUUGAGAGAUCCAAGGUAAACAACAUGUGGGGAAGGCAUGUAUUAGAUCUGAGGAGUUGAAAAAAAAUUCCUAAUUCUUAGCAGUGAGGUUUCCUGGAUUGUACUGCCUGGGUAGUGUUCUUCCAUGACUGCAGUCUCCUCACAGUAUCUGUGCUCCUAUACUACUUUACUGAUGGGAACUUCCCCUUGGAAGGCUUAAAAAUCUUUGCCAAGGAAAGUGGUCUGCAUUUCAAUAGACCCUACCCGAUCUUGCACUUAAAAAUGCCUCGUGCUGGACUGCCUGUGACACUUGGAGGGUUUUGAAGAAUUGCUGUGUUUUGAGUUGGUAGUUCAGCAUAGCAUCUGUUCUUGCAUGUUCUCUUCGUU
Dryobates pubescens (Downy woodpecker) is the source of this 2149-nucleotide messenger RNA. RefSeq names its product chromobox 7 (gene CBX7). The transcript is spliced from 6 exons. The coding region runs from base 21 to 755 and encodes 244 amino acids. Gene Ontology annotation, cellular component: PRC1 complex. Gene Ontology annotation, biological process: negative regulation of transcription by RNA polymerase II. NCBI's taxonomy places the organism in Eukaryota, Metazoa, Chordata, Aves, Piciformes, Picidae. The record is from RefSeq and is a predicted model, not a curated record.